This is a messenger RNA of Selaginella moellendorffii, 1257 nucleotides long. Its product is annotated as thioredoxin reductase NTRB. Gene Ontology annotation, biological process: removal of superoxide radicals. Gene Ontology annotation, molecular function: thioredoxin-disulfide reductase (NADPH) activity. The coding region runs from base 13 to 1107 and encodes 364 amino acids. The transcript has 2 exons. Gene Ontology annotation, cellular component: cytoplasm. The record is from RefSeq and is a predicted model, not a curated record. Lineage: Eukaryota; Viridiplantae; Streptophyta; Lycopodiopsida; Selaginellales; Selaginellaceae.
UCUCACAUUUUUAUGCGAAGCCGUCUCUCCGCGUUCUUCCGGAGCUUGUGCUGCCGCCAGGGCCGCCGCGCCGCCCCAUUCUCAUCCUCGCCACCACGAAUGGAUGCGCCGCUGCCGCUGCCACAGCUCCAAACACCGGUAUGUAUCAUUGGAUCCGGCCCCGCUGCCCACACAGCCGCGAUCUACACCUCCCGCGCGGAGCUCCAGCCGAUCCUCUUCGAGGGAUGGAUGGCGAACGGCGUAGCGGCGGGCGGGCAGCUCACGACAACGACGGAUGUGGAGAAUUUCCCCGGGUUCCCUCAGGGGAUCAUGGGAGGGGAGCUUACGGAGAAGUUUAGAGAGCAGAGUCUCCGGUUUGGGACGAGGAUCUUCACCGAGACUGUGGACAAGAUCGAUCUCUCUAAGCGGCCGUUCGAGAUCUCCAGCGAGGAGAGAAAAGUCCUGGCGGAGACUGUGAUCAUCGCUACCGGAGCUAUUGCCAAGAGGCUCGACUUCAAGGGCUCGGGGGAAGGAAGUGGUGGAUUCUGGAACCGCGGCAUCUCGGCGUGCGCUGUUUGCGAUGGAGCGGCUCCACUCUUUCGAAACAAGCCCCUGGCAGUGAUCGGAGGUGGCGACUCCGCCAUGGAAGAGGCUUCGUUUCUCACGAAGUAUGGCUCCAAGGUCUACAUCAUCCAUCGCAGGGACGAGUUUCGAGCCAGCAAGAUCAUGCAAAAGAGAGCUUUCGACAAUCCAAAGAUCGAAGUUCUUUGGAACACCACCGUGGUGGAGGCCGUUGGUAACGAGAGUGGCAGCCUCGCGGGGCUCAAACUCAAGAACACCGUGACGAACGCUCUGACGGACCUCCAAGUUUCGGGAUUGUUUUUCGCGAUUGGGCACGAGCCGGCCUCAAAGUUUUUGGGUGGUCAGCUCGACACAGACAAAGAAGGAUAUAUACUUACUACUCCAGGAACCACAAAGACCAACAUUCCUGGUGUGUUCGCUGCUGGGGACGUCCAAGACAAGAAGUAUAGGCAAGCGGUGACUGCUGCCGGUACCGGAUGCAUGGCUGCACUGGACGCGGAACACUUCUUACAGGAGUAUGGAGUCCAGCAGGGAAAGUCGGAUUGACAAUGACAGGGCUCUAGCCGCCUAUAAGCUCGCAAAAACGGUCUAGUUUUUCUAAGGAGGCACUCUUUCAUUGUUUGCUCCUCUUCCUUCUCUUUUUGUUACGAGGAGAGAGGUUUCUGGCUUUUGAACGAAUUCUUCUUAUUUUUCUAA